This is a messenger RNA of Funneliformis geosporum, 1209 nucleotides long. Lineage: Eukaryota; Fungi; Glomeromycota; Glomeromycetes; Glomerales; Glomeraceae. The record is from the annotation of a GenBank genome assembly.
AUGUCUACCGAACUAUGGGAACUUUCUUCUAAAGAAUAUAUUAAUGCACUUGAAUCCGGUGAAUUUUCUGAUAUCGAACUUUUAGUCGGAGAAGAAUCUAAUGCAAAAGUUUUUAAAGCACAUUCCGUAAUUUUAAAAAUACGUUCACCUUACUUCCGUACCGCUUUAUCAAACGAUUGGCUAAAAAAAGAAAAAAAUGUUAUUAAAUUUCAAAAACCGAAUAUUUCUGUUGAAAUAUUUGAAAUUAUUUUAAAAUACAUUUAUAGCAGCGUUAUUGAACUCUCCCACAACGAUAUAAAGACAAAUAUUGCAAUUUUAAUUGCAGCUGAUGAAUUAUGUCUUAACGACCUAUGUAUUUAUAUUGAAGAAUAUCUUCUUGGUAACGAUAACAAAUCAUUAUUAAAACAGAAUUUUGUUCUCAUUCAAGAUGUUGCAACUAGAUUUACUCAAUUUUGUAAAUUAGUCAAAUUUUAUAAGAUUAAUAUUCAACAAGAUCCCUCAUUAAUCUUUAAAGCAGAUGACUUCGUAACAAUUAAACAAGAAAUUCUCCUUGAUAUUCUUGUGAAAAACAAUCAUUCUGUAAAGCCAAUUGAAAUUUGGGAUAAAUUAAUGGCGUGGAGUAUUGCACAAUCUAAUGAAUUACCAUCUGAUAUAACUAAAUGGACGCAUAAAGAAGUAUCAAUAUUUGGAAAAGUUAUUAAACUAUUUAUACCACAUAUAAAUUUUAAGGAAAUUAGUCCUGUAGAUUUCGUUCAAAAAGUCAAACCAUUCAAAAAUUCCUUUGAGAUGGGUUUCUAUGUUCAAAUUCUUGAACAUUAUUCUUUUAAUGAUAAUGAUUCUAAAACAAUUGAUUCUAAGAUUAUUAAUUCCGACCAAGCUUUUUUAAUUGGUAGUGCAAUUAAAAUAACGAAACAAGGCAAAUAUAAUAGUACUUAUAAUUUUAAACUACUCGUUCGCGGAAGCAGAAAUGGAUUUGAAGUAGUAAUCUUUCAUAGUCUUUGUGAUGUCGUUAAUGAAAAGCAAGCAAUUUAUGUCUCAAAUUCAUAUGGUCCAGAAUUUGGAAAUAAUAAGGCUGAUUUACGAUUGCUUUACACAUAUAAAAAAGGUCAAUGUUUCAAGAACAGCUAUGAAAAUCUAAUUAGAAAAAAUGAAGGCGAAUUUGAAAUAGAAGAUUACGAAGUCUUUCAAGUGAUAGAAAGAUCAACUUAA